AGCGCAGAGGGGGCGGGGCCUGGCCAGGGUGACCCGGCGGGUUGGUGUGGGGGAAGCGAGCUGCGUAGGAGUGCGGCGCGGUCAUGCAGGUCGCCGCGUGCUGCAGGCUCACCCCGGCGCUGCGGGGGCCGCGCGCACCGUCGGCGGUGGCCGGGAGAUAUCUGCUGGCGCCUGGGGUCAGGUCCUUCGCUGACCGGAGCGACAAGGCGGAGGAGCCCCGCACCUUCCACCCCGCGCUGCUGCAGUUCCUCGUGUGUCCGCUCUCCAAGAAGCCGCUUAGAUAUGAAGCAUCGACAAAUGAAUUGAUUAAUGAAGAGUUGGGAAUCGCAUAUCCAAUCAUUGAUGGGAUCCCUAACAUGAUACCACAGGCAGCAAGGACAAUACGUCAAAAUAAGAAGCAAGAAGAAGCGGAGCAACAUUAGACGAUGAUUGUUAAAAGUGUGAUUACUGAGUUCUCGUAAUACUGUAUACCUUUAAAACAAAGAAGGGCAGCCAGGGAAGAACAGUGGUUCACUUCUGCCUGCUUGACUCUCUUCCACUGCUCUCCUUAGCAGGCCUUUUCUGAUCUGCUUUCUGGAGGAGAAUUUCCCGCAGGGCUGCACCAGCAGAGCCGGGCUUUGCUUUUAUAGUCUGCUCUUGCCAACUGCCAUGCCAGUAUGUGUGUGUUCUUCCACCUGCGGACCUAGAUGGGUCUAAAACAUAAUACAUGCAACCAGAGUCAGGAUGAUGUAUGCGUUAGUAAGAGGUCUAAGGCAGCAUCUGUGGAAACUACAUGUAAACCAGUUUACAUGUCUACAUGUUUACAAAAAGACUUGUCUUGCUUCUGUCAGGCUAAGUCCAUGAGACAGGCUGAGGAAGCUUUUCAUGCAUGUACUGUCCUCAGUGUUUUGGAUUCACACUUAUAACUGCUGUAUCAGAAUUUCAGCAAAAUAUCUCAGUGUAGAUUGACAACUGAAGUCAUUGACUGAGGCCUGCUUCUCAUCCCAUUCAUUUAAAGAUUAGUCAUUCGGAAUGUUUGUUUAUUUCAAGGUCAGUGGUAAGCUUAAGUACUUAGAAAAUUCUGAGUGUGUAAGAUUACCUCCAUUACUUUGACAUCACAUGCUUACAUCAAUAAUAAAAUGUUGACAGUUUACCACAAAACUCAGUUUGCUGGGGUGGGAGAGUGUCUGUCUGCAUGAAUGUUUUUGUCUCAAGAGUCGGAUCGUAAGAGAAAAUGUUGAAAUAUCUUAUGUAAUUACAUUUUAUUUUUGGAGGCACUUAAUAUUCAAAGUAGUUGAAUUUCUCAGAGAAGCGAGAUACCUCCAGUAGGUAAGGUAAUGAAUGGGAAGCCAGUUAUGUCCGUUUAAGUUUAGAGAUACCUUUCGAGGUACACUCAGUUCUUUCUGUCCUGGGAAAUUUGGUAAGCCCUAAAGGCUUGAGCUUUGGUUCUCUAGAAUUGGAACAGAAUUGAGGCAAGCAAGGCAGAAUCUGCUUUAGAAGCAUAGAAUGCUUCUAUCCUUACCUUAGGGAAACUUAAGAAUUGCUUAUAAAUGUAAUUUGUUGCACACACCCCAGCCCAGGGCCUUGUGCAUGCUAGGCAAGUAUGCAGCCACAGAAAUAGUCCACGCCUAACUUAUGAAUCUACCUUCUGUUUAUGUGGGGUAGGGACAUAACAUGGGGGUAGUCAUGGGACAGCUUUGUGGAGUUGAUUGUCUCCUUGCACCAUGUGGAUGCUGGGGCUUCAACUCAGGUAGUCAAGCUUGGAGGAUACUUUUAUCUGAAUCAUUUCACUGGCCCUGGAAUAGAUUCUUUCAAACCAGCAUCCUAAAGUAGUUUGAUAAAAGAUUUACAAUGAUUCUUCCUGUCAAGAGAAAAUUACAACCUGUCAUACAUGUUUCCUAUUGUAUUGUCAAUAUAGUAAAGUCACAUUUUUUUUUGGUUUGGGUUUUGUUGGUGGUGCUGAUUUUGUUUUUUGAGACAGGGUUUCUCUGUAU
Messenger RNA from Chionomys nivalis (European snow vole), 1973 nucleotides. It is a transcript of the gene Pyurf, whose product is annotated as PIGY upstream open reading frame. The transcript has 2 exons. Lineage: Eukaryota; Metazoa; Chordata; Mammalia; Rodentia; Cricetidae. The record is from RefSeq and is a predicted model, not a curated record. The coding region runs from base 84 to 422 and encodes 112 amino acids.